AUGAAACUUAUUAGUAUUUUAAUAAUUAUUAUAUUAAAUGCGAUAUUAUGGAAUCUGAUUGAUUCCGUCAAAAAUAAUAAGGAUAAAAACAAGUUGACUCAUGUUGAGGAAACCUCAAAGGAUUUAGCUAAUGAUACGAUGUUUAACGAUAGGGUAGAAUCAUCGGCGGAUCCACAAAUUCAAAAAUAUAAAGAAGUGUUAAAAAUAAAAUCUAAAAUUACAAAGGAAACAACUAUAGGUAUCGAAGAAAAAAAGCUUAAGAAAAAUGAGAAUAUGAAAAGUAACUGGGAAAAUAAAAAGGAAAAGAAGCGAGAAAGGGACCGAAAAUAUUAUCAAAAAAAUAAGGAAAAGAAGCGAGAAAGAGACCGAAAAUACCGUCAAAAUAAUAAAGAAAAGAGGCGAGAAAUUGACCGAAAAUACUACCAAAAUAACAAAGAAAAGAAGCGAGAAUGGGACCGAAAAACCGUGAAAAAAGGAAAAAUAAAAAGGCAGAUUUACAAGGUGUUCAUUCUGAUAAUGGGAAAACUUCUUUUGUUAAUACACAGAAUGUCGAUUUUGGAAAUAAAGGUAAAUUGCCAAUCGUUUACGAAGAUAGCAUUCAGCAUGACGAAGAAAAUCUUUCUAAUCAAGAGGAAAGACAAUGUAACAAAGACGAAACUGUAA
Molecule: messenger RNA, 663 nt
Organism: Meloidogyne enterolobii
Lineage: Eukaryota; Metazoa; Nematoda; Chromadorea; Rhabditida; Meloidogynidae
Source: the annotation of a GenBank genome assembly